AUGGAGUGUGGAGUUGAAUCGCAACUGAGGAAGAUGGAACCACGGAGGAGAUUGAGAGUGACACAGAGAAGAUUCGACUGCCAUAGUUGCAAGAUUGAGAAAGACGAAGAGAAUUCUAUUCUCAUGAGACGCAAAGAGACACAAAUUUGUGAACCUUGUCCCAACAAAACACCAUCGUUUCAUUUGCAAUCUUUUUUUUUAUUUUGCCUUAAUUUUAAUAACCAGCAAAUAUUGAGCAAAGUGAAAGAAUUGUGGAAAUUGGGCGGGUUGAGGUGGAUUCCAUUUGGACCAUUACUGACCUGCCUGCGGAUCAUUGUUGGACUCAUACUACUGGACUUGUCUUGUUGA
This is a messenger RNA of Vicia faba (fava bean), 348 nucleotides long. NCBI's taxonomy places the organism in Eukaryota, Viridiplantae, Streptophyta, Magnoliopsida, Fabales, Fabaceae. The record is from the annotation of a GenBank genome assembly.